AUGGGCACUGGGUGGGACGUGUGCGCGCUCCUCUUCGCGGCGUUGCUCGCCGCCCAGGCUUUCCCCCAGACCAACAUAAAGAUCAGCCAAGCCAUGCCGGAGCCCGUCCAUGCCUACUCCUGCCCACUCUUCUGGACUGAGUACGAAGGCCAUUGCUACCGGUACUUCCCCAUCAACAAAACCUGGGCUGAAGCUGACCUCUAUUGUGCCGAGUUCUCCAUCGGCAUCAGAUCAGCCAAGCUGGCCUCCAUCCACAGCUGGGAAGAAAAUGUCUUCGUGUACGACCUGGUGAACAGCCGCGUGCCGGGCAUCCCCACCGACAUCUGGACGGGGCUCAAUGACCUGCGGCAGGAGGGUCACUUUGAGUGGACGGACGGCUCCUCCUACGACUACCACUACUGGGACGGCAGUCAGCCCGAUGACGGGAUCCACUCCAUCCCGGAGGAGGAGGACUGCGUGCAGAUCUGGUACAGGCACAGCAGCGCACUGCGCUCCUGGAACGACAACGCCUGCGGCAGAGCCUUCCCCUUCGUCUGCAAGAUCCCCUCGCUGGCCCUGGACUGA
This is a messenger RNA of Haliaeetus leucocephalus (bald eagle), 564 nucleotides long. It is a transcript of the gene CLEC19A, whose product is annotated as C-type lectin domain family 19, member A. The record is from RefSeq and is a predicted model, not a curated record. The transcript has 5 exons. Bases 1 to 564 code for a protein of 187 amino acids. Lineage: Eukaryota; Metazoa; Chordata; Aves; Accipitriformes; Accipitridae. Gene Ontology annotation, molecular function: signaling receptor activity.